AUAACCUUCUUCCUCACUUGUUCUCUCGCUGCUGGGACUUCAACCUCACACGGAGGCAGCUCCACGGCCCCGGAUGGAGACACAGAGUGGAUGGGUGGACGUCAGCCCGCUGGUGUCACGGAGUGAGGUUCUGAGGGCCUUCAGCAAGUCCGAGUCGGAAGAUUCAGGAGUGGAGAUGGCCAGCGGUGACCACCGCUGCCCUCUGAGCUCAGGGUCAGAGGGAGACCUGGCCAGGCUCUCCCGCGCCAGCAGCCUCCAGCAGCUCCCGCGGGCCUCCGAGUCAAUCCCGCUGGCCCGCCACUGGUCUGAGCUGGAGCUGGGCCGAGGCCUGGCAGAAGGGCCUGUCCCGCAACUGGAGCCGAUCCAACAGAAGCUGCAGCGGGCGCUCCAGCGGACGUUGUCGCGGAAACGGGGAUGGGCCGCCCAGGCCUGGGAGGGUGGGUCGCCACUGCCCAGCAGGCUCCAGUCUCCCCUCCUGUCGGCUAGGCCCCUGGCACACUCCCAGCCUGGACUGGCUGACCGUGGCGAGCAGGGUGGACUGGGGCCUCCAACCACCAACAGCGCCUCACACCCUAAGGAGAGAGGGCGGGAGCUGAAUGCCAGCGAGCCAGGCCUGAGGUACCUGCAGCAGGUCUGUCGGCUCCUGGACAGGAUCGCAGACCUUCAGGAAUGCAACAUUCAGCUGAGACGAGACAAGAUGGAGAUGGAGGAGAUACUCAGGCAAACACAGAGAAAACAGGAGAUGCUCCGGCGACACUGCUGUUGUGGGUCGGCCUCUCUCCUCCUGCCCCCGCCCCACACCAGGGACCCGCGGCUCCGUCUGCUCCCUGCUCCCCACCGUCAGCACUGGCAGAGGAGGUGGGCCUCAGAUUCCAGCAUCGUCAGGGAGGCCAAGGCAGGGUCGCCGGGGCCGGACGAGGCCACUGGCAUUGCGCCGUCCGUCGACGAGACGGACUCCAGACCUGCUGACACUGAGGAUGUGCAGGCAGGCAGAGGUCACGCCAAGAACCGUUCUUCAAUGAUGAUGAAGAACGAUCAGUCUCACUGGGGCAGAGUGAGGGAGCUGGUCAGCCGGCUGAAGCCCAAAGCAGCCAAACGCCAGAGCGUGGUGCUCAACAUCGGAGGCGACGUUCCCGAGUCAAAGGUGAAGGAGCAAGUGUCCAGGCCAGGACCCCGUGGUGGAGGACAGGAGGGCAGCUGGGGUAUAGGAGCUGAAGAAAUUAUGGUGGGGCUUCAGGGCUGCAAGUGGAAGGGAGACUGAUCGGGCAGUCCCUGACCUGGAAAGAGGCCGUGGCCAGGAGGAAGCUCAACACACGUGUUGCGUGAACAAAAUCAUGGGAGCUGGGGAAGGGGAAGCACCAAGUCUGAGCUCUCUGCUCCAACAAGGGCCUGCCCGUGGUUAUACUGAACACAACGUCUCUGUAUUCAAUUCACGGGGUUCACUGAGAUAUAUUCUCACUUAAUAAAGAAU
Pristis pectinata (smalltooth sawfish) is the source of this 1471-nucleotide messenger RNA. RefSeq lists its product as uncharacterized. The record is from RefSeq and is a predicted model, not a curated record. The transcript has 6 exons. NCBI's taxonomy places the organism in Eukaryota, Metazoa, Chordata, Chondrichthyes, Rhinopristiformes, Pristidae. The coding region runs from base 74 to 1261 and encodes 395 amino acids.